GAAAAAUUGACCAGGCUUCUGCCCUGUUGGAAGAGAGCAGAAAAUGAUGAAGUCCCAGGGCUUAGUAUCAUUCAAGGAUGUGGCUGUGGAUUUUACCCAAGAGGAGUGGCAGCAACUGGACCCUGCUCAGAGGACCCUGUACAGAGAUGUGAUGCUGGAGAACUUCAGCCACCUGGUCUCAAUGGGAUAUCCAGUUUCCAAACCAGAUGUCAUCUCUAAGUUGGAACAAGGAGAAGAUCCAUGGAUCAUAAAGAGAGACAUACCAAAUUGGAUCUUACCAGAUGAAAAUCAGGCAGAUGGGAGACAAGGGAAGAAAAGUAACCUUGACAACCCCAAAUCAUGUAUUUUGGGGUCUGUUUCCUUCCGUAAUAAUAUCCUGAAAGGAGUCACAAAGGAUGGUUCAUUGUACUCCAUCUUAAAAGUCUGUCAAGAUGGUGGCCAGCUACAGAGAUGUCAGGAAAACCAAGACAAGCUUUUCAGGCAAGUAACAGUCAUUAACAACAAAACAGUGACUGUGGAGUCAGGCCAUAAAUAUAAUGUGUUGGGAAAAAUAUUUCACGAUUGCAUAGAGCCAGAUACUUCAAGACAAAGAUGCCAUAACUAUGAUGUAUUUAAAAAGAACUUGAAAUAUAAUAUUGACCUACGUAGUUGUAAUAAGAGCAAUUCAAGAAAAAGCCCUGAUGAGAGUUUUGGAUGUGGAAAAUCAUCUAGCCAUGGUGCAUCUGAUUCUAAUCUUGAGAAAAUUCACAAUGGAGUAAUGCCCUGUAAUAAUAAUCAGUGUGGAAACAUUUUUAGUAGUAAACAAUCCCUUAUUCAGUAUCAGAAUGUUGAAACUAAGGAGAAAACCUGUGUAUGUAUUACGUGUGGAAAAGCCUUUGCUAAGAAGUCACAGCUUAUUGUACAUCAACGAAUUCAUACUGGAAAGAAACCAUAUGAUUGUGGUGCAUGUGGGAAAGCCUUCAGUGAGAAGUUUCAUCUCAUCGUACAUCAGAGAACUCAUACUGGGGAGAAACCUUAUGAAUGUUCUGAAUGUGGAAAAGCCUUCUCUCAAAAAUCUUCCCUCAUUAUACAUCAGAGAGUUCACACUGGGGAAAAACCAUAUGAGUGCAGUGAAUGUGGGAAAGCCUUCUCCCAGAAAUCACCCCUCAUUAUACAUCAGAGAAUUCACACUGGAGAGAAACCUUAUGAAUGUAGAGAGUGUGGGAAGGCCUUCUCCCAGAAGUCACAGCUGAUUAUACAUCAUAGAGCUCAUACUGGAGAGAAGCCAUAUGAAUGUACUGAAUGUGGGAAAGCCUUCUGUGAGAAGUCCCACCUCAUUAUCCAUAAAAGAAUUCACACUGGGGAGAAACCGUACAAAUGUGCUCAAUGCGAGGAAGCCUUCAGCAGGAAGACAGAACUCAUUACACAUCAGUUAAUUCAUACUGGGGAGAAACCUUAUGAAUGUACUGAAUGUGGGAAGACCUUCUCCCGGAAGUCACAGCUCAUCAUACAUCAGAGAACGCAUACUGGAGAGAAACCCUAUAAAUGCAGUGAAUGCGGAAAAGCCUUCUGUCAGAAAUCACAUCUCAUUGGACAUCAGAGAAUUCACACAGGAGAAAAACCUUAUGUAUGCAGUGAAUGUGGGAAAGCCUUCUCUCAGAAGUCCCACCUCCCAGGGCAUCAGCGCAUUCAUACAGGAGAGAAACCUUACGUAUGUGCUGAAUGUGGAAAGGCCUUUUCCCAGAAGUCAGACCUUGUUUUACAUCAGAGAAUUCAUACUGGGGAGAGACCCUAUCGGUGUGCUGUAUGUGGGAAAGCAUUCAUUCAAAAGUCACAACUCACUGUACACCAGAGAAUUCAUAACAGUGGUAAAAUCAUAAUGAACUGAACACAGAAAAGCCUUCUGAGUAUUAGCUCAAGCCUUAAUAAGUACUAGGAACCUGACUGAUUUGAUAUUUAUGGGACAUCUUUAUAGAUAAAAUUUUACAAGAGAAUUCGUGUCUGUAGUGUGGUGAUACCUAGCUCAGCAAAGAUGAUGGAAAAUAAUCAUAAAUGAAGAACAUUUCCAACAUGGUGUAUAAAACUUUUAAAGUUAUGGUCCGUAGAACAAAUUAUGUAUAUAGAAUAUUGUUAAGUUACAUAUUCUUUAUUAUACUACAUUAACGAUAACCAGACAUUGUGAAAUUGCUAAUAUUAGCUUGACAUAAUUUUGGCCAUACAGUAAUUCCCAAUAAAGGACAUGAGGAAGGCUUGAGUAAAAAGAAAAAGAAAGAAAAUCAACUCCUAGAAACUACAUUAUAAGGAGGGGCUUAGCAUGACCCCUAAAGAUACAUGUAAAAUUCUUGUACAAAGAUGGAAAGAUAGGUGGAUCAGAUUCAAUACAGGUGAUGUUUAUGCAUUUUCCCAUCUCAAGCAUAUAAGUUGACCUGUCUCUCUGGAAGGAUCCUGGACCUUGAAAUCAGUGCACCUUGACCAGAUCUCCCAUUUAUUCUUCCUCACUGAGAGUUUGGUAUUGUGGAAAUGCUUUGGUACUGAGCCAGAUGGUCUUGUGUUUUAAUCCUGGCUCAGCUACUCACAGAUUGUGUGACUUCAAGCAAGCCUGCUUAACCCAUCUGAAUAUUUUCUCUUAUCAUUAAAAAAAUGUAGAGCACAUUUUCAGUUUAUAUUAGUUCUUUUUAUCUUUCUCUUUAUCCUCCCGCAACUGGAUGCUAAGACUAAUGUGUAAAAACUACAUCUAAACUUGCUUUGCAUUCCAGACACUCUGCUUUUGAUAUCCCAUUCCCAUGCCUGUUCAUUUUACUGUCUUU
Messenger RNA from Neomonachus schauinslandi (Hawaiian monk seal), 2786 nucleotides. Its product is annotated as zinc finger protein 300. The record is from RefSeq and is a predicted model, not a curated record. NCBI's taxonomy places the organism in Eukaryota, Metazoa, Chordata, Mammalia, Carnivora, Phocidae. Bases 44 to 1867 code for a protein of 607 amino acids. The transcript is spliced from 5 exons. Gene Ontology annotation, cellular component: nucleus. Gene Ontology annotation, molecular function: DNA-binding transcription factor activity, RNA polymerase II-specific; RNA polymerase II cis-regulatory region sequence-specific DNA binding. Gene Ontology annotation, biological process: central nervous system development; regulation of transcription by RNA polymerase II.